This is a messenger RNA of Branchiostoma floridae (Florida lancelet), 1881 nucleotides long. RefSeq lists its product as uncharacterized. The record is from RefSeq and is a predicted model, not a curated record. Gene Ontology annotation, molecular function: transcription coregulator activity. Bases 22 to 1500 code for a protein of 492 amino acids. Gene Ontology annotation, biological process: regulation of transcription by RNA polymerase II. The transcript is spliced from 3 exons. NCBI's taxonomy places the organism in Eukaryota, Metazoa, Chordata, Leptocardii, Amphioxiformes, Branchiostomatidae. Gene Ontology annotation, cellular component: mediator complex.
CUUUAUCAAACCAGUACGAAGAUGGCUCUGCAAACACAUCCAGUCUACCAGGCAGACCGCAUCUCCCACGAAGCAUUAGCGGCUGUCUCACAAGGCAGACAGACCAAGAGCAGCGAGGAUGAUGUCGACAGCCUGAACGAGACUUUGAUGAUACAUUCCAUCACCGACUACGGACGGCAUCCCUACAGAUAUGGUAUCGCUUCCGUCAACUUCAAGGGAAACGAAAAGGGGUCCAAGGGUGCAGGGAAUGCAAAGUUGCGUAAACUUCUUCUUAGUCAACUCCAUAAACAGACGUACAACUCAAUCAUACUUGUACAAGAGUGUCCGUGGGAUAAUCCUCUAAAGCACCUUCAGCUAAACGCCGAGCUCGAGGAGAAGUUUUGCUACACAGGAGUUAAGAAUGAAGCCGGAGUCAUCUGGAAUAGUGAUCUGUUUGGAGUGAAACGCUUAGACUCGUACAUGUUGAUUGGAGACAAGUACCCAAAGCUAAUGCAACAUCGUGGGCGACUCUGUAUUUGUGAAGUCACACUUCUGGACUGCCAUACAGCUGACGGCAAUCUAGCACUGGAGAAGACUCCAAAUGUGUCCAACUUCAUCGCCAUCUCCUGGCACGGACCUCACAAGUGUACUGAUGCAGAAAAACAGCUGGUAUUACAAGACCUCCUUAAAUUUGUUACCUUUAAGUAUAUGAAAGAUAAGAACGGCCCAAAAGCUUGCGUUAUUGGUGGGGACUUCAAUUUUAGUAUCGAAAAGGCAUGCGAAGACCUGGACAGCUACCCCGGACUUACUAUCGCCGCUUCAUAUGGAUUGGAAACAAUUGACUACUUCAUAUUCACCUCGGACUUGAUCAACAUCCUACAUGCCGAUCAAUUAUUCCUAGAGUACGAUGCAGAAAGUAUCUACACAGCACAGGAUAGGGAGAGGGCCCGAGCAGAGAAGUGUAAAGCUGAACCCAACGAUGUCAUCGACCACAAACCAGUCUUCGCUGUGCUGGAUCUUGGAAGUCCCAAUCCAUUCUCCUCGCCAUGCAAGCUGACGACAAGACCGAAGGUUGAGACAGUCACCAAGGAUGGAGAAUCAGUGAUGUUGGAAAAUGGCUCUCUAGAUGAAGGGAUGCUACAGCAGCAGAGUAAUGUAGCCUCCAACGCAGAUACUGACACCGUUGAUGAAAAAGAGAAAGAAACACAAGACAAAUCUUCUGAAAGCGAAAUGGUGGAGCAGGCUGGAGCAGGAAAUGAUAUGUCCUUUCAUCCGUUAGUUCGCGACAUAAUUGAAGAGAAGGAUAUGGAAUCCCCCAACGUCAAACAGAAAAUCACAGAACUGAAAACAAAAUUCCAGAAAUGUCGGGCACUGGUGGAAGGGAUUUCAGGGAUCGACUGCAGUGAGGAGGAACAGAAGCAACAGAUUGAACAGCUCAAACAACAGGUCACAACCAAAACGGACUUACUGAAGAAGUACAAGAACCUGUGUGCAUUUGACUGCCUAAAUCAUGACAAUUAAUAAUUUUCUUAUGUGAGUUGAAAUAGUGCAGUACAGUUAUGAAUGUCAACAAUUGUAUUGUACUUUCUUGGAAUAUAUUUUUUACAUGCUAUUUUCUGUGGCAACAAUGAAAGUUCUAGUACUAGCAAUAUAAGGAUAUAUCAUUAUAGAAAUAUAGCUGGCAUCCUUCUAUUCUUGUACAGCUAGCGCAUUCCUUGAUGUAAUAGAUAGCAUUACGGGACAGGUGAUUUACGAAAAUCAGGAUUUUUCCCCAUGUUAAGGCAAUUGCAGGAGUUUGUAAACAAUAUAUUGUCAGAGGAAACACUGUUGAAACUAGAGUUCGGGGACCUCAUACCUCCACGAAAUAUUUAUUGCUUUUUUGUGGAUGGUAUGUAUAUUUAU